Molecule: messenger RNA, 1785 nt
Organism: Serendipita indica DSM 11827
Lineage: Eukaryota; Fungi; Basidiomycota; Agaricomycetes; Sebacinales; Serendipitaceae
Source: the annotation of a GenBank genome assembly
AUGUCUGACCCAACCUCAUCCACUUUAUCGUCCCUCGAGGCGGCAAUCGCCGAAGAAACCACACGAUUUAAUCAACUCCGAUUGGAGAAAGAUGUAGACACCAACGCACUAGAUGAAAGUAAGAAAAAACUCGGAGAGCUCAAAAAGAAAUUGGGAGAGAGCAAAAAGGCGGCUGCUCAAGCGACUGCUGGAGCCUCAAAAGAUGCGUCUACAUCUACAGCAGACGCAAAGAAGCGCGAGCGAAUGCUGCUCAAGACGGCAAAGGGAACGAGGGACUAUGGACCAGCUGAGAACUCGCUGCGAGAGCAUAUCGAAGACAUUGUCAAGGAAUGUUUCAAGCGAUAUGGCGGAUCCUGCAUCGAUACUCCGGUCUUUGAGCGCAAAGAUAUCCUCACCGGCAAGUAUGGAGAAGACUCGAAACUCAUCUUCGACUUGAAGGAUCAAGGUGGGGAAGAACUUUCGUUGCGAUAUGAUCACACUGUACCGCUCGCGCGAUACCUGGCGAUGGGUAUCGCCAACUUUCCCGGUGGCAAGCUCUGGCAGCUUGGAAAGGUCUACCGACGCGAUAACCCAGUCGUUUCCAAAGGUCGUAUGCGCGAGUUUUCGCAAGCUGACUUUGACAUCUCUGGGGUCUACGACUCGAUGAUUCCGGAUGCAGAGAUUCUCUCUCUCCUCAGUGACAUUCUCACACGCCUCAAAGUUGGUGAAUUCACAAUCAAGCUCAACAACCGCAAGAUUCUCGACGGCAUCUUUGGUGUCUGCGGCGUUCCCGAGGACAAGACACGUGCCAUCUCCUCUGCCGUCGACAAACUCGACAAGGCACCCUGGUCAGAAGUGAAAAAGGAGAUGACGGACGAAAAGGGACUGGACCCUGCCGUCGCGGACCGCAUAGGCGAAUACGUCAAGCUCAAAGGAGGUGUCGAACUCAUCGAGCGUCUCCGAUCCGACGAGGUCUUCAUGGCGAACAAGAUGGCCGUCGAGGGCGUCAAGGAGAUGGAGACACUCUUCCAGUAUCUCGCGGCGUACAACGUCCUACAGCACAUCUCCUUUGAUCUCUCGCUCGCACGUGGAUUAGACUAUUACACUGGUAUCAUUUACGAAGCCAUUGUCGAGGCCUCUGCACCACCAGGCUUCACUGCCAACCCUGCCGUACCACCCACAUCCCCCACCACUCCCGCAGCGAAGCCUAAAAAAGAGAAGAAGAAGAAACCCGUGCCUGGUGCGGAAGAAGAGGACGAGAUUGACGAGUCGCAGGUCGGCGUUGGCUCCAUCGCCGCUGGUGGACGAUACGACAAUCUCGUCGGCAUGUUCACAGCCGCAGCACAAGCAGAGGGCAAAAAGGCUCCACAGAUGCCCUGUGUCGGUGUGAGUAUCGGCAUGGAUCGUAUAUUCGCGCUCCUCUGGCCGAAAUGGAGUGAAAUGGAGAGGACAAAGGGCACCGAUGUCUUCGUCAUGGCUGCAGGAGACGGGUUGCUCGUCGAGCGCAUGAAGCUCGUGAGGGAAUUGCGUGAGCAGGGUAUCAAGACCGACUUUUUGCUCAAGAAUAAACCAAAGCUCCCCGCCCAGUUCUCUGCAUCUGAAAAGGAUGAAGUACCCUUUGCUAUUAUCCUCGGCGAGAGCGAGCUCAAAGAGGGUUUUGUCGUCGUCAAACAGCAGGUCUGGGAUAUCAACGAUGCAGGAACAAAGGAAAAGCGAAAGGACGAGUCGACGGGCGAAAAAGUCAAGCGGGAUGAACUCGUCGAGUGGCUCGUCGCGCGGGGUGCAAAGCGAGCAUUGGCCAAUUAA